AUGUACACUCAUUUUGAAACAUCAAAACCGAGAGAUUCAGCUGGGUUCCAGAAUUCACUGAUCGGGCUCAAUGACCAACGCAAGUCACCUUCAGCAGACGGAAGCUCAGUUUCCAUUAGGUACCGUAUCGUUAAACAGCAGGUUGAACUGUGUAGUGGCGAUGCAAGGGCUAUCUCUGCGGAUGAUCCCCUUUCCCAGAUAUGA
Opisthorchis viverrini is the source of this 204-nucleotide messenger RNA. RefSeq lists its product as hypothetical. The coding region runs from base 1 to 204 and encodes 67 amino acids. NCBI's taxonomy places the organism in Eukaryota, Metazoa, Platyhelminthes, Trematoda, Opisthorchiida, Opisthorchiidae. The record is from RefSeq and is a predicted model, not a curated record. The transcript is spliced from 3 exons.